AGCUACCGUAUCCCAACGUACGGUACUUAGGUACGUUUAGGGUAGUAGAAACUUCACGUACCGUAGUACGGUGAAGGGGAUGGGUUCUUCUACAGUAAUGCUUAGUACUCGUACGCUAAGUCAUCCUACGGUACUCUGCUUACGAUUCUGGUGGCAAGCAUGAACUAUGCCGCCUGGUUGACACGAUGUUGUGGAUUGAUUCAUUCGUUCCUCGGUCCGGUUUCUGUCUUCUUCACAAACGAUCUGUCGUGCGUGCGUGUCACCCGGGCUUCGUCAGCGAGCAAAAGAGGGACGGAAGCAAAAUGGGGACUGACUAGUCCCCCCCCUGAUUCCUUCGAAACUCUAUCCCGCCCCCGCAUUGAAUGGGGUCUCCCUUUCGUCGAUGGAUUCAUUCAUUUUCAUUCGCUCGAGUGGCUUCCGUCCGAACCCAGAUCCCGGACACCAUCCCCAAGAGCGGGCCGGCGGUUCUGCCAGCGUAGGAAAGGCCUACCUCGAGAAGCCACGCUCGCUGCCAGCAAAGCACACUAAGCCUAUAUAGGGUCGAAUCUGUCCACCGGGGACAGUAUUCAAUGUAGAUAAGGUACUGGACGUGCUUUGCCAGACCCAAAAAAAAGUUUCGGAACAUCGGUGAAAGGCCUUGGUGACAGACACAAUGACUCGAGAAACGGGCUUACUUAACGACAAUAUCCGGAUCGGAAGCGUGCCAGAGAUCCACUUUCUCACCCAAAGGACGAAAUUCCUUCCCUUUUGCAACCGGAAAGGGCCUUCCGAUCCGAACAUGUGACAUGGAUUCGUUAGAUGGACAUACCGUACAACAAUAUGUACCGGUACCAUACGAAACUGUUCGGUAGAAGUUUGACCAAAAUCUUCUUUGCCGCGAUCUUACGGCAAGUACUACGAGUUGUCACGACAGCCACCAAAAUUUUAGUACAUGCCUUGCGACUAGCCGUGCUAGGCGUACGAYGUUUUGUUGAUUGCGGAGGCGUCAACAUCUGUUCGGUCUACAAGUAGAAACAAUCUUUUUCACGUACCGUACGGUUGUGUACUACUUGUACUGCACUAUAWUUCAACCGCCACUUUUAGGAUCCGAUCCAUUCUUCCCCUCGCCACCAGUCAACUGUUGCAGCAAUCAACUCCAGUUCAUUUCAUUCCGUUCGAUUCCAUUUUAUUUCGUUUAACUACCAGCGCCCAUCCACCAUGAAGUCCUUCUCCACGCUCCUCGCCAUCGCCGCCCUCCCCUCCGCCCUCGGCGCCGGAAACGUCGACGGGAAAACCUCCAACUCGUGCGCCUGCGAGGCCUUGCGGUACGGCUUCAACAUCAACUGCAGCGACCAGGCCGCCAUGAACGCCGCCAUUGCCGCCUUGGAGGCCAACAACUGCAGCAAGGACAGCGCCACCUGCAACGGUUCCACCGAGUGCAUCAAGAACUUUCUGAUCAUCCAGUCCCACCACGACCACUGCUUCCACGAGGAGGUCCCGGAGAUCAUCGAGACGAACAUCCACGUYUACGAGAACGUCUGCACGGACGCCCACUGCAACAUCAACAUGAAGUUCGACACGGAGGCCCGCAAGUGCCCCCCCGUGGACUGCGAGACUUCCGUAGGCGACGACGCCUGGCAGGUCAUGUCCGUCUCGAACUGCAAGGASGACUGCUCCAGCUCGGACUGCGCGAACAACUUUCGGAUCAUCAAGGCCGUCCACGACUCGUGCCCCCGGGACACGCUCUCGACGGUGGUGGAGAUUGCCUACCACGACGUCGACGAGGCCUGCGACGCCUUUGGCUGCAACCUCGCGGUGGCCRCGSAMGACUCGAGCGASCUCAUCUGCGACGACCUCUCCUUCAUCUCGGCCGGGGAGGGCCCCCAGGGCACCGGGCUCGCCGCGGUCCUGGCCRGCGGGGUUGCCGCGGCCGCCCUCUUGUAGGCCCUGCCUCGCUUGGCAAUCCAUGGCGUCGCCGGUCAGGAACUUCCGGAGUGCACUGAUUUGUGAAAAACCACGACAAAAAUCGCAGAGAAACGAUGCGGUGGUAUGAAAACUAUAGAAAACCAAUUGUUUAUUAGCUUGUAGAAGCGAUCUCGCUUUUGGUUCCGGAGACAAAAUUCGAAAAACUUAUUCUACAUUUUCGCGAAAAUAAAGUUUKGGGCAUUCG
Pseudo-nitzschia multistriata is the source of this 2149-nucleotide messenger RNA. Lineage: Eukaryota; Bacillariophyta; Bacillariophyceae; Bacillariales; Bacillariaceae. The record is from the annotation of a GenBank genome assembly.